AUGUCGUUGCAAGUGGAGGAACGGCGCCGUGGCCGUUCACGUUCUCCCGGCGGCCGUGACAGGAGCCGGAGCCGCGAACCCCCUGCCAGGAUUGUCGAGGCCUCGGCUCCAUACCCCGAUGACGAUAGAGAUGGCGGUGUGCGCAUGUAUGAUUAUGAGGACCCUCGUUCUAGGGGUUACGACCCGCCAUACCCUGGCAGAGACCGCGAUGCUCGCGACGAGCCCGACAGAUUUUCGUACCUUCCGCAAAAAUACGCCGGCCAGCCUGAGGGCCGGUCUCGGCGUGACAACCGGGACCGUUACGAUGAUGACGAUCUGGCAUACGGUGCCAAGGAGCCUCCUCCUCCUCCUUCGUCAUCCAGUUACCAGUACGCCCAACCAAAGCAGUACGAGUACGACAGGCCUGAUGAGAGGCUCACGUACUCGUCCUCGCGCCAAGACAGCAGCCAGCUUCUCGUCGCCGGUGAGCCUCGUCGCCGCGACAGGUCCAGAAGCCCUGGCCCAUCGUCUAGCUCCAAAUAUUACCGCGACGAUCCCCGCGGCUCAUCUGCCAGCAUCGUGACGGUCGAACCGGGGGUCAGCAGCAGCGCCAGUCGCCGGUCUAAGCGCGAUUCGUCGCCACUGCCACCCACCGCUCGCAUGUCGUCAUUAUCGGUCAGCGGUGGUCACCACCGAUCAGGUAGUAUGUCUCUUGCCGCCGCGCCGCCCUCGCCGCUGCUGGAAUCAUAUCAUGGUACAUACCAGUCCAUGUCUCCCAUGCCGUCGCCGCUGAUGAUCGCCUCGCGUGAUCCUCCUGGCCAUGACACUCGGGUCCUGGAUGUCGCGCCUCUCGACUCAGACGACGAUGAUCGGUACGGUGGUGGUGACAAGACGAAACGGCGCGCACGCUUCGCCGAUCCAGCUGGUGACGCGGAGAGACUGGCAAAGGCGCUCAAGGGUAACGCGCCGCCCGACGUCGAGCCUCUAAUCGAGAUCCUGCCGGGCCUGACGCACGAGCAGAUCAUGACGCUGCGGGUCGAAUACAAGCAGCUGGUCAAGACGGGCCCGGAUCGAAAAGGUGUCAAUAUCGCCAAGCACAUCCGCUCGAGGCUUAAGGAGGAUGAGCCUAACCUAAUGAAGGCCUGCUACGCCGUCGCGUUGGGCAAGUGGGAGUCGGAGGCCUACUGGGCAAACUAUUGGUACCAAGGGGACAAGACUCGGCGGGAGCUGCUGAUAGAGUCGCUCAUGGGACGGACCAACGACGAGAUUCACGAGAUCAAACAAGCUUUCAGUGACAAAAAAUACGACAAUAGCCUGCGCAACUGCAUGAAAACCGAGCUAAAGGAGGAUAAGUUCAAAAAAGCAGUCAUGAUGGUGCUCGACGAGCAACGUAUGGAAGAGGUAGACCGACAUGGGCGGUACCUGCCAAUGGACCGAAUGCUCAUCGAGGACGACGUGCGUGCUCUUUACCGCGCGGUCCGAUCAGAGAAGGGUGGAGAGAGUGCCAUGAUCCAGAUUGUCAUCAUGCGAAGUGACAGCCAUCUUCGCGAAGUGUUGAAGCUGUACAGUGCUGAGUAUAGGUCUAACUUUGCCCGUGAUGCAUUGAAGAAGAGCGGGAAUCUUGUGGGAGAGUUACUUGCACACAUUCUCAACGGCGUCAUCAACAAGCCGGUUCGCGAUGCGCUACUGUUGCACCAUGCCUUGACCGCAUCGAAACGUGACGACCUGCGUCGGGAGCUGCUCACGUCCCGCCUAGUCCGGUUUCACUGGGACCGCCACCAUCUUGCUGAUAUCAAGGUGGCCUACCGCGAGCGGUACGGCAAGGAUCUGCAAGAGGCUGUGCGGGAUGCGACGGGGAGUUCCGGCUGGGGAAAGUUUUGCAGGGAGUUGUGCAUCGCGCGCAUGCCUGACGACGUUAGGCGGGUGGAGCGGGUCAGCAGGCGUUGA
This is a messenger RNA of Pyricularia pennisetigena, 1926 nucleotides long. RefSeq lists its product as uncharacterized. NCBI's taxonomy places the organism in Eukaryota, Fungi, Ascomycota, Sordariomycetes, Magnaporthales, Pyriculariaceae. Gene Ontology annotation, molecular function: calcium ion binding; calcium-dependent phospholipid binding. The transcript has 2 exons. Gene Ontology annotation, cellular component: cytoplasm. The record is from RefSeq and is a predicted model, not a curated record. The coding region runs from base 1 to 1926 and encodes 641 amino acids.